GACGUCUGUCGCAGCAAUUUUUCUUCUCUUCUUGACUACUUCCGUCCUCCAGGGAAGUACAUUGCUGUAUCGAAUUCACCGCACCGGAUCGUUAAAGCACCUAGCCCUGGACUGGUUUUGAGCUUGCGCUCCAGUCCCGCGAAGAAUUCAAAACCCUCUACACCAACUUAAAAAAGCUCAACCAAACCGUCGCAUCGACAAAUAAACCACCAGAAUGUCCGCCCGCCAGGCCUCCUCAGCCUCGCAAACCCCACACCUCUCCCCCGCCGAACUCUCUUACAUCUAUACCUCGCUCUCCCUCCCCGGCACCCCCAUCCGCCCCGACGGCCGCUCAUCAACGCAAUUCCGUCCCUUAACCGCCGAAACCGACAUCCUCCCGGGAACCAACGGUAGCGCACGCAUCGGCUUCGCAGACGGGACGCAGGCGAUCGUCGGCGUGAAAGCGGAAGUCGAGAAGACGGUUGUUGCGGCUGAUGCAUUAGAUUUGAGGAGUAUUUCGAGACAGGCGCAGGGGGAGAGUUUGGCGAGGGAAUCUGGUGAGGAGAAGGAGAGUGGUGCUGCCGGGGAGGAUGGGACUGCUACUGGGCAGGGGUCUUGGGUGCAAAUGUCGAUUGAGAUUCCCGGGUUUAGGGAUGAUGAUGCGUUGCCGGUUUUUUUGGCGGAGAUGAUGAGGGAGCCGCUUGUUGGGAGUGUUUCUGGUGGAGGUGGAAGUGGGAAGGGAGAGGAUAGUGAGAUGGCGGGUGGGUUGAAGGGGAGGUUGGUGAUUAAUCGCCGGUGGCAUUGGAGGUUGUAUAUUGAUGUCCUUCUUUUGUCGCAACCACUGUCAUACCCUCUUCCGCUACUCUCCCUUACAACACAUUUGGCACUGUUAUCAACAAAACUCCCCAAACUCAAAUCCAAAGGUGAAGAAGACCCCUUCUUCGACGACGACUGGGCCGCCGCCGAAUACCUCUACCCCCGCACCCGCACCACAAUCAACACCCCCAAACCCGCCUCCCAAAACGUCCGCCCCCCAAUCACCCUCCUCGUCCUCUCCGCCGGCGAAAACAUCAUCUUCGACCCUAGCCGCGAAGAAAUCGCCGUCGCAGACUCUGUCCUCGCCGUGUCCAUCACCCGCGAUUCCGAAUCCGGGGGCCUGAAACUGCUCUCCAUCCGCAUGGUCGAUCCGCCGUCGAGACUGACGCAACCUGGGGUUGCGAAUUCGGAGAAUGUGGCUACGUUGGGGUCUACGGAGGCGGCUGAGGAGGCGAGUUUGCAGCAUCCGAGUGUUGGGGGGGAGGAAGAGAUGGCGGGGGUUUGGAGGCCGAGACGGGGGGGUGUUAAGAGGGGGGUUAUUGCGAGGAUUGUGAAGAUGGUGUUGAAGAAGGGGGGUGUGGGGGAGGAGGUUUUGGAGGGGUUGGAGGGGGUUGAGGUGGGAUGAUCUGUUUGGUUUUGUUAGGGUAUUGUGAUUAUGCCGAGGCAGUUUGCAUUGCUUGCCAGAGAUGAUGGUUAAGCAGAAUGACUACGGGCAAGGAGCACACGCCGCGACUUUGUUACGAGGCACCAUUCUGUUCAAGAGAUGCGAUUCAAUCGUGUCACAAUAAUAGAUGCUGUAUGUACAUAAAUAAUAGUACAGAAAAGUUCAAGUCUGCUCCAUCUAAUCAUCCCCAUCUCCCAUUCGACCGACUCACUCACGAGUAAUGCGAGACCCUACAUCCCCAAACCUCAAAUCACCAAAUCCCAAACCACUUCUUAACCGGCUUCUGAUUCCCCUCC
Messenger RNA from Aspergillus glaucus CBS 516.65, 1755 nucleotides. Its product is annotated as exosome non-catalytic core subunit RRP42. Gene Ontology annotation, biological process: nuclear polyadenylation-dependent rRNA catabolic process; nuclear mRNA surveillance; nuclear polyadenylation-dependent mRNA catabolic process. Gene Ontology annotation, cellular component: nuclear exosome (RNase complex); cytoplasmic exosome (RNase complex). The record is from RefSeq and is a predicted model, not a curated record. The transcript is spliced from 2 exons. Lineage: Eukaryota; Fungi; Ascomycota; Eurotiomycetes; Eurotiales; Aspergillaceae. The coding region runs from base 215 to 1420 and encodes 401 amino acids.